AACUUGCACCGGACCCUAUUACAACGUAAAUCUCGAAAUUCUCAGAAGUUACAACCUUGAAACGUGUUCACUUUUAUGAAAAUGAAACUAUCAUGCCAGACAAUAAAAAACUCCGGAAGGUGCAAACGGCAUCGAAAACUUGUUAUUCUACUCGAGCUUCUAAAAGAUCAUCUGGAUCCAGUGCACAUCCUGAAUACCGAGCUAAACAGAUGGACAGAGAGAAGAAAAGGUUGAUAUUUCAAACGAUGGAAUUUUUGCUUACUGGAUUUUCUCCACAAAAGGAAAAGGAAAUUGAGUGCCUCGUUCGAAAAUAUGGUGGCAUAGUUAUUUCUCAACUUCCGUUCAUAUACUUGAAGGGAAAGAGAAGUUCUAGGUCAAAGUCUCCGGUCCUUCCUGUUGUUUUGUGUUUGAAGAAGACACAAUCAUUCAAGUUCUUGUAUGGAUGUGCAGUGAAUGCCUACGUUCUUAAAGUGAAUUGGCUUAUUGAUUCAAUUGCUGCUGGUUUCGUCUUGCCACCAAAAGAAUACAUGAUCCUGCCCAUAAAUAAUGGCGGAAGGGACGACCAGGUUUAUACGGCUAUAAACUACAACAUUCAUUCUCUCGUUUUUAACAAGUUGGGCAUCAUGCUUCAUGGAAAAACCAAAUAUGUGACAAAUAUCGCAACCAUUAUCAAGCAUGGUGGUGGGCAGGUUUUCAAAACCUUGCAAAGAUUGGUCCAGGCUCUUGAAGCUGGAAGAAUUUCAAAGGGUGUAGUUGUCGCUGACGAGGGAAGUUGUGCUUCUCGUCACUUGAAGCACUGUACCUUGGAGCAGAAUAUACCCAUGACACCAGUUUCCUGGAUUAUAAAGAGCUUAUAUGCUGGACAGCUUAUUCCUUUGGAGACGAAAAAGAUUCCCCGAUAUCCGCCACUGCCAGCCAUUAAACUUCAAAGACGCCAAGAUUCAGUUGAACUAAGUCAAGAAAUAUGAAUCCCGGCAUAACAUGCUUCUGUAAGUACUUGAAAUGUUCUGCUAUGCAAUUAGAAAUUAAACACAUGUGUUGAAGCCAAGUUCAUAUCUAUCCCUUGAAGAAUUGUUUCCUUAUUCUGAUUUUUUUUUCAUCUCUAUAUAAAAUAGUGGGCUCAUUCAAUAAUAUUAAUAC
Erythranthe guttata (spotted monkey flower) is the source of this 1140-nucleotide messenger RNA. The record is from RefSeq and is a predicted model, not a curated record. Lineage: Eukaryota; Viridiplantae; Streptophyta; Magnoliopsida; Lamiales; Phrymaceae.